CGAAGUGAGACGUUGUUUGUGUCUGUAUCGUAACCUAUUCCGACCAUGCUUGUUUUCGCUGGAUAUACUGCCUUGUGUUGCCUACUUUCCGUGUCAGGACGAACCAUUCAUUUACCACACACAUUCUCAGGAGAUAUUUUUCAUCAUGGUUUACAUGGCCAUACCGCCCACACGACACAUUUGACCAGUGGACUGUGGCAGUACCUUCUCAGUCAUUUCGGUCACAGUCAGCAUCAUCCCCACAGCCAUCAUACCCACAGUACAGACCAGGAAGUUAUAAAUUCGGAAGUUAACAUCACAUCCGGUACAAUAAAACCGGAAACACAACCGACUCAGGGUAAUGAAAUACCGGAAGUAUCGAAUACAGUACCAGGAAGUGGGAUACCAGAGGUUGGAACAGACCAAUCAGUGACCACAGGUAGCAUUGAUGAACGACAAAGUUUUGGCCGUUGGAAAGACCAGUGGCUGCUGAAUCAUCUGUCCACCUGUGGGGACCAGCCCAUUGAGCCUGUUUUCCCUACCAACAGAAUCAUCGGGGGAAGACAGGCCGUGGAUGGAAGCUGGCCCUGGAUGGUUUCUUUCUAUUCCAAAACAAUACGGCAGCAUGUAUGCGCUGGAACUAUUAUUGACAGCAAGUGGAUUGUCUCGGCAGCACACUGUUUUGUGGAAUUUCAGUUGAUAUUUCACCACAUACCCGACAUCAAGGACGAUCUCGAAGUGCGUGUGGGUUUAUACAAUAACACAGCAUCUACCGCGGACCAAUAUAUGCAAACCUAUCACGCAGAUCACAUUCUGGUACACCCUGAGUUUGAACUUGAUAUACUAGACAACGACAUAGCUCUGGUACACCUGGACACGCCCAUCAGCUUCACUGACCACGCCCAGCCCGUGUGUUUAUUCGGACAGGAUGCAAAAGGGGAGGACAAAUGUAUUAUUACAGGAUGGGGGCGGCAAAAAAAACCUGUUCCUGCAUCAGGUGGUUUACCGAAGCUUGACCCGUCGGCUUGGCCAAAUAUCCUUAAGCAAGCUGCAGUUCCUAUUCUUGACCACACAGACUGUGGCGAAUUGUACAUGGACAAACUGACCAGUCACAUGAUUUGUGCUGGAUACCUUGACGGACGAGUGGACGCAUGUAACGGGGACAGCGGAGGGCCUCUGCUCUGCCAACAAACACGGGAUGGACGAUGGUCACUUACAGGUAUCACCAGUUGGGGAGGUACGGACUACAAAGGUUGUGCGGAAGCGGAUCUGCCCGGAGUCUACACUAAAGUGUCGGGGUACUAUCACUGGGUCCUCGCCUCUAUGUAUUCCCUUCGGCGCCUUUAGAAACGCGAUCAGAUCCAAAAAUGUGCAUCUUGCUACUAUAACCCACGAACGAUGGAGACUUUUGUCUACUGAUCAUAUACAAAUGUAUGCAAUUUGUCAUUCUGAAGCAAGUAAACUAGUAUUUAAAUAUUGCCUGUUUUGUGAAACAUUCUAGUGUUUCGAGUUCUGUGAUAGUGUUGUUACCAGUAAUUAAAGCAUAUGGCUUAUAUAUCAUCGUAGGUGAAAAUAUUAAGAAAGCCAAACCAGAAAGACACUAUAUGUCAGAUAUACAUGUAGAUGUACUAGCGCGUGUCAGGUGGCCAUGGUUCACGGGGUACAUUCCAGCAACCUGUUAAUGAACGACGAAAUAAUUAUUGUGAUAAUCAAGUAAAUGUAUCGUGAAAAUUAUCAUGAUAGUGAAAUAAAAAGCAUGCCAAUUAUAUCGCUAUCACUUAAGCGACAAA
This is a messenger RNA of Mizuhopecten yessoensis (Yesso scallop), 1769 nucleotides long. Its product is annotated as trypsin-like. Gene Ontology annotation, molecular function: serine-type endopeptidase activity. Lineage: Eukaryota; Metazoa; Mollusca; Bivalvia; Pectinida; Pectinidae. The transcript is spliced from 7 exons. Gene Ontology annotation, biological process: proteolysis. Bases 46 to 1326 code for a protein of 426 amino acids. The record is from RefSeq and is a predicted model, not a curated record.